This is a messenger RNA of Rotaria sp. Silwood2, 363 nucleotides long. The record is from the annotation of a GenBank genome assembly. NCBI's taxonomy places the organism in Eukaryota, Metazoa, Rotifera, Eurotatoria, Philodinida, Philodinidae.
AUGACUCUUCUUCUAUUUCUAUAUACCAUUGUACUACUUGUUUCCUUCAUAGUCUUCAUCAUUUAUUGGAAUUGGAUUCGUCCACAAAAACGUUUCUAUGAUGACUUUCGUAGUCAAUGCAUACCAGGCGAACCUUUUGUACCACUCGUCGGUCAAUUGCCUGAAAUGCGUCGUGCAUCUGAAAAAGAUGCUGGAGUCGAAUAUCGAAUGGGACUUGUUCAAAAACAUGGGUACGUCUAUCUCACAGGAUUUAGUCCAACUAUACGUUUAUCUGUUAUUGAACCAGACAUGAUUGCUGAUAUUUUCGGUCGCACACAUGCUGAAGAUUAUCGAAAACCAUCCGACAUGAAACCAUUUUUGUAA